Candidozyma auris is the source of this 2418-nucleotide messenger RNA. It is a transcript of the gene IFF6, whose product is annotated as Iff6p. The record is from RefSeq and is a predicted model, not a curated record. The transcript has a single exon. The coding region runs from base 1 to 2418 and encodes 805 amino acids. NCBI's taxonomy places the organism in Eukaryota, Fungi, Ascomycota, Pichiomycetes, Serinales, Metschnikowiaceae.
AUGCUUCCAUUGAACAUUUUGUUGGCUACUUUGGUGCUGGUCACUUCAGUGGCCUCGAGAACCAUCACGGGAAAUACGGAGUACCUGCAAAGUUGGGAUUUCUCCUUAGGUCCUCUUACAAUUAACGAAGGCGUAUACCUCAAAAUUGACAACAAUACCCAAUUCACACUUGGUGGUAACCUCGACAACAAGGGUGGCUUCUACAUCACCUCGAGCAGCACUCUCCAGUCUGCAGUUGAUAUCACCUCGGGAACUAUCCACAACUCUGGAGACCUUGCCUUCAGAGCUUUGGACUCCAACUUCCUUUCCAGAUACAUUCUCAACAGUGUUGCCGAGUUUGAAAACACUGGUAACAUGUGGUUCCAGAUCUCUCAAGCGACCACUUCGUCUCCAUUUAGUGUGACCUCUCUUACUAGUUGGAGGAACACUGGUUUGAUGUACUUCAGUCAGUCAAACGGGGCUCCUUCUCCAGUGACAAUUAAUCAGGCCCUCGGUGACGGUUUCAAUGUUAUCAGAAAUGAAGGUAACAUUUGUCUUGAGGGUACCAGGUGGGUUCAGUCGGCUAGUGUCGAGGGUGCGGGCUGCUUCAGUGCUCUUGCUCGUGGUGAAAUCCAAUUGCAGACUGCAGUGCUCAAUUCCGUCCAGACUUUUGAUGAAGAGCAGGCCAUCUGGCUAGAGGAUACUACUUCUCGUUUGUCUGUUGUUGGUUUGUCUGCCACUCUUACUCAUGUUCCUGUCAUUGACGUAUACGGCUUUGGUAACAACAACAGAAUUUCCGUUAAUUUGGCUUUUAGCAGCCAUAAAUAUGACGAGGACGAAGGAUUAUUGACUUUGGAGUUGGGACCUGGUUUCAGUGUGUCUUUCAAGAUUGGCAAGGGCUACGAUAGCAGCAACUUCAAUACCAACUCUAACCUUGGUCUCUCCACGGAAAUUUGGACUAGUGACCCACCACCAGAGGGCAAACCCGACAAGUGUGUCUGUGAAAAGAUGCCUGACUUCCCUGGUGAAGGCCCUGAAGCCUCCAGCUCGGCCCUGACUUCUGACCUGCCCUCAACUUCUGGUGAAGAAUCGAGCACUUCAUCUGAUGAUAAUGCCAGCACUACUCCAACCGACAGCCAGUCUACCACCGAUGGAUCAUCUGAUAAUGGCUCAACUACUGGUCCAACCGAUGGAGGUGACUCCACCACUGGUCCAACUGAUGGCAGUGACUCUACCACUGGUCCAACCGAUGAUGCUACAACUACUGGACCUACUGAUGGCGGUGACUCUACCACUGGACCAACUGAUGGCAGCGACUCUACCACCGGACCAACUGAUGGUGGCGACUCUACCACUGGUCCAACUGAUGGUGGUGACUCUACUUCUGGCUCAACUGACAAUGGUUUAAGCUCGACCGCAACUGAUGAUGGCUCCGGAUCCACCGCAACUGAUGGCGAGACAUCCUCUACCACAUCUGACGACUCACUGACAACGACUCCAGGCGGAGACAACGGUUCUGGCGACAACGGUUCUGGAGACAACGGAUCUGGCGACAACGGAUCUGGCGACAAUGGUGGAUCUGGCGACAAUGGUGGAUCUGGCGACAAUGGUGGAUCUGGCGACAAUGGUGGAUCUGGCGACAAUGGUGGAUCUGGCGACAAUGGUGGAUCUGGCGACAAUGGUGGAUCUGGCGACAAUGGUUCCGGUGACAACGGUGGAUCUGGCGACAACGGUUCUGGAAACAACGGUGGAUCUGGAAACAACGGUUCUGGAAACAACGGUGGAUCUGGCGACAACGGUUCUGGAAACAACGGUUCUGGCGACAACGGUUCUGGCGACAACGGUUCUGGAAACAACGGUUCUGGAGACAACGGCUCUGGUAACGGUGGAUCUGGAAACAGCGGCUCUGGUAACGGUGGAUCUGGAAACAGCGGCUCUGGUAACGGUGGAUCUGGAAACAACGGCUCUGGUAACGGUGGAUCUGGCGACAACGGUUCUGGAGACAACGGUUCUGGAAACAACGAUGGUUCUGGCGACAACGGUUCUGGAAACGGUGGAUCUGGAGACAACGGCUCUGGAAACAACGGUGGUUCUGAAGAUAACGGCUCCGGGAACGGAUCUGACGGUGCCUCAGGCAACGGAGCCGAUUCUGGCCAUGGCUCAGGUAACGGCUCAGGAAACGGUUCAGGAAGUGACUCAGACAACGGUCCUGGAAGCGGAUCUGGUUCUGGCUCCGGAGAUGGAUCUGGCGGCUCUGGUAACGGUGCCGGUGAUACCGGAAGUGGAUCUGAUAGUGGAUCUGGCAGCGGAUCUGACAGUGGAGCUAGCAGCAGUCCUGGAGCUAUUGCUGGCGUUUCUACCUACGACGGCCUGGGCACAAAGAACUUUGCUGGCCUUCCAAUGAUCAUGGUAGUUGUUGCAGGUAUUCUUGCCUUGUAA